UUUUAUUACUCUUAAGUCUCCAAACACCUCAUCACAUCAUCACUCUAACGCCAUGGGUUUAAGUUUUUCAAGAUUAUUUAACGAUCUCUUCGGAAAGAAGGAGAUGCGUAUCUUGAUGGUUGGUCUUGACGCCGCCGGUAAGACCACCAUCUUGUACAAGCUCAAGCUUGGUGAGAUUGUCACUACAAUUCCCACCAUUGGUUUCAAUGUCGAGACCGUUGAAUACAAGAACAUCGCAUUCACUGUCUGGGAUGUCGGAGGUCAGGACAAGAUUCGUCCUCUCUGGAGACACUACUUCCAAAACACCCAGGGCAUCAUUUUCGUUGUCGAUUCUAAUGAUCGCGACCGUGUUUCUGAGGCUCGUGAUGAACUCCAGCGUAUGCUGAACGAAGAUGAGCUUCGUGAUGCUCUUUUGCUCGUGUUCGCCAACAAACAGGAUUUGCCUAACGCCAUGAAUGCAGCCGAGAUUACCGACAAGCUCGGCCUUCACGCUUUGCGCAACCGACAGUGGUACAUCCAGACCACCUGUGCAACAAGUGGUGAUGGUCUGUACGAAGGUUUGGAGUGGUUGUCAAGCAACAUGAAGAAGAGAUCUUAAGUACCAAGUCUUUUAAAAGAUACAGUCGAGGCGUCUGUGUUUUAUGGCGCAUAUUUCUACAAUACAAAAAAAAAUACAAUACACAAAGAGAGAAUCUUAUUUCCAUUCAUCUUAUUUAAAGCUUUUUUUUUAUUAUUAUUUUUACAAUCUUCGUGUUUUCCACC
Molecule: messenger RNA, 762 nt
Organism: Phycomyces blakesleeanus NRRL 1555(-)
Lineage: Eukaryota; Fungi; Mucoromycota; Mucoromycetes; Mucorales; Phycomycetaceae
Exons: 4
Coding region: 53-598 (181 amino acids)
Biological process (GO): vesicle-mediated transport; intracellular protein transport
Cellular component (GO): cytoplasm; plasma membrane
Molecular function (GO): GTP binding; GTPase activity
Source: RefSeq, a predicted model, not a curated record